GUUGGGGGAACAAUGAUCUUCCCUGGAAUAUCCGGCCAUGAAUUGGCAACGCUACCAUCGCUUGGGAACGAUCUACCAGUUCAUGCAAGAUUUAGCCAAGCAAUUUCCUCAUCUCGUUGAAGUAUUCAGUAUUGGGAAAUCCUUUGAAGGGCGGGAUCUCCUCGUGGCCAAAAUCGGCAAGAAGCAAAACUACGAGAAACCGGCAAUUUUCAUCGAAGGCGGCAUUCAUGCUAGAGAAUGGAUCAGCCCGGCCACGGUAACGUUUAUCCUCCGACAAUUGGUGCUCAACUAUGACCUGAACCAGGAUAUUGUCAACUUCUAUGAUGUUUACAUCCUGCCCGUCAUGAAUCCUGAUGGGUACGAGUUCACCCACACCAAGGAUCGGCUUUGGAGAAAGAAUCGAUCCAAAGCGCCAAUUAGCCUUGGCAAUCUCUUCCCAGGAUGUGUUGGAGUGGAUCUGAACCGAAAUUUUGGAUUCCAUUGGGCAGAACCGAGCAUCAAACAUAUCAGAGGAGGUUCUUCCCUUCCCUGCGUAGAAACAUAUCAAGGCGAAUCGCCAUUCAGUGAAUCCGAGUCACGCGCAGUGUCUGAUUUCGUCUUCUCCAAACGACAUCUUAUUGUGAUAUAUCUAUCAUACCAUAGUUAUGGAGAAAAGAUCGUGUAUCCUUGGAGUUACACUGCACAACCAGUAUAUGAUGUCGACGACCUACAUCCCAUGGCAAUAGAAAUGUCCAACGCAAUCUUUGACGAAAGCUUGGGAAAGAAACGCUUUGAGGUGGGCAGUUCGCCAUUCGUUCAAUAUUCAGCUUCCGGCGGCUCCGACGACUGGGUCAAAGGUUCGGCGGGAGUCAAGUGGGUGUUUCUCCUUGAGCUGCCAGACAAGGGAAAAUAUGGCUUCCUUCUGCCAGCCAAACAGAUUGUUCCCACAGCUCGGGCUGGAUUGGCGGCACUGCGGGCAGUGUCGUCAAAAGUGAGCUACACUUUAGUGCGAUGAAAAAAAAGGUCAUGACGAAGAGCCCUUACUUGACAAAAUGGUGCUAGGAAACUUCGCGGAAUUGAAGAGAAGGAAGGUUCGAGGCUCAAGUCUCGAUUGUAUGGCCGGCCAUAUUCCGAAGCCAACUCUAUUUUCACUGGUCCACUGUUUUCCUGUUACUAGUCAAAGUGUGUUGUCAAGGUUGUCCGUUUCGUUGGUGAUUCGUUAAUUUGUUUGAUUGUUGCCAAUAAAUAACAUUUCCCGA
Tigriopus californicus is the source of this 1238-nucleotide messenger RNA. Its product is annotated as carboxypeptidase B-like. Gene Ontology annotation, biological process: proteolysis. The record is from RefSeq and is a predicted model, not a curated record. Gene Ontology annotation, molecular function: zinc ion binding; metallocarboxypeptidase activity. NCBI's taxonomy places the organism in Eukaryota, Metazoa, Arthropoda, Copepoda, Harpacticoida, Harpacticidae. The coding region runs from base 38 to 994 and encodes 318 amino acids. The transcript is spliced from 6 exons.